Messenger RNA from Oncorhynchus nerka (sockeye salmon), 5064 nucleotides. Its product is annotated as cingulin-like protein 1. The transcript is spliced from 21 exons. Lineage: Eukaryota; Metazoa; Chordata; Actinopteri; Salmoniformes; Salmonidae. Gene Ontology annotation, biological process: protein localization to cell-cell junction. The record is from RefSeq and is a predicted model, not a curated record. Gene Ontology annotation, cellular component: bicellular tight junction; myosin complex. The coding region runs from base 216 to 4277 and encodes 1353 amino acids.
UACUGUGUGGAAUGAGGAGGGAGAAUCCGGACUUCCCAUACAGCAACUCCCACAAGAGACUGUCACUUCAGCCAGCGCAUGUUGCACUACUAACAGAAGAACUACGCCAAUUUAGCUGUGAAUCUCUUCAGUUCUGAGGGAAAGUCCUCUUGUUCAUUCAGGACUGGUGUGAACCCAGCCAACGCACAACGUUGUCUCUACGUUGACUCUCAUAAAUGGAGUCUCACAGAAACGGAGCGAGUGGCUCGUCUCCAGACUUCAGUAGAAUACAACAGGGCUACAACAUGCAGCAGCCUGGACCUGGUCCCAGAGGCGGUCCUCGUCCUCUGUCCUCAGACAGCAGCAGCACGUUCGGGGUGAGGAUACAAGUCCAGGGGAUUGAGGGUCAUCCUUACGUUGUGUUGAACAACGGGGAUAGCAGAGCAGCUCUGCCGUCUGGUGGCCUGGAGAGCUACAGUAGAAACUGGGACCACCAGGAAGAGUCUGUCAACGCCCACAGCCAGUCUGAUUACACCUCCAUGGUGAAUGAUAGGCAAUCUCCACUAGGAAGUCCUUAUAUGGAGCGAUCUCCGUUAGGAAGUCCUUAUAUGGAGCGAUCUCCGUUAGGAAGUCCUUAUAUGGAGCGAUCUCCGUUAGGAAGUCCCUAUAUGGAGCGAUCUCCGUUAGGAAGUCCUUAUAUGGAGCGAUCUCCGUUAGGAAGUCCCUAUAUGGAGCGAUCUCCGUUAGGAAGUCCCUAUAUGGAGCGAUCUCUGUUAGGAAGUCCGAAUAUGGAGCGAUCUCUGUUAGGAAGUCCGAAUAUGGAGCGCAGUAUUCCCAACCAUGCUUGUGGAGGUUCUCUGACUGAGGUUAGGGAGGGUAGUCAAUCACAGAGGAUGCUGGCGUCCACCGUGUCCAUGUUCGACUUCCAGGAUUCACACUUACAGCAGUUACAGAGGACCAUGCCGACAUCUAAUAUCGGGUUGAACUUCCAGAGACACCCAGAGCUGCUGAAACCCUACAACCCAGACCGGAACAGCCUCAGCCCCCGCCUCUCCUCCAGCCGAAGACUCUCUGUUCCCCCCACUCAGACAACCUCUGUACCUAGGCCGGGACAUCUCACCAGAGGUCUCCAGAGUGGAGCAGGAGCCGCCCUGACCCAGGGAGCAGGGUCUAGACCCGGACCAGCCAGGAUCCCUCUGCCUGCUGAGGGUAUAGAGAGAGCUCCCACACAGACCCAAGGCCCGGGCACUGCCCCUGUCCCAGCUCCCACCCAGACCCAAGGACUGGGCCCUGUCCCAGCUCCCGCCCAGACCCAAGGCCCGGGCCCUGCCCCUGUCCCAGCUCCCACCCAGACCCAAGGACUGGGCCCUGUCCCAGCUGCCGCCCAGACCCAUGGCCCUGUCCCAGCUCCCGCCCAGACCCAAGGCCUGGGCCCUGUCCCAGCUGCCGCCCAGACCCAUGGCCCUGUCACAGCUCCCACCCAGACCCAAGGCCCGGGCCCUGUCGCAGCCCCAGGUCCCCACCACCAUUCUUUUACCACCUUACUAAGUCCCCCAAGCGAGGUUACCAACGUCCCCAGGAGGUCCCCAAACGCAGUGGACACAGAACCCAUCUCCUCCAUAGGUAGCCUUAUCAACCAGUUCGACAGCCCCCAGCAGAUGGGCCGAGCUGGGCCUAGGAGAGGGAGGAUAGCCCCAGAGGACCGGAGGAGGUCACGCAGCGUGGACAGCAGGCGACAAUGUCACUCAUACCCAUUGGACCCCUCCAGCCCUGCCUCGGCCGUCAGAGGGACCAGGGGAGAGACUCCAGGGGGAGUCACCAGCGCUCCCGGGUCACCUAAGGGGAGAGGGGCCAACGGACCCUCCACUCUGAUGUUUAAUAAGCUCCAGUGGGAGAAAGAGGGGCCUAGCGUUGUGUCACCUAAAGCGGUGAAGGUACGGUACAGAGUGGAGAAGACCUCCCUGAGCAGAUCCAGAUCUCUCAACCACACAGAGGAGGAGUCAAAGAGAGAAACUCAGGUCAUCACUCCAGAUCUUUUGAAAGGUCAGAGGGGUCUGCAGCAGCUCUCCACUGAACCACAACGACCAAAUGAAGACGCCACUAAACAGAUACUGUUCACUUACCUCAAUGAUGGGACCACUGAUUUAUCCUCCACCACUCAGAAGAAGGUGAACCUGGUGUUUGACAGAAUCAACCAACUGAAGUGGAAGACUGCAGAGAACGUGGAGGAGGAGAUCAGGGAUUGUGCUGCUGAGACCAAGGCACUACAGCAGGAAGGAGCAGAACUGGAGAGAGAGGUGUCAAAGCUGAAGACACAGUUGGAGCACAAGACCAAGAAUGGUAGAGCCCUAGCGGAGGCAUGUGAGAGGGCUCAGACGGACGUGAAGACUGUUCAGGAGGAACUGGACAGGAGACGGGAGGAACUCUCCACGCUACGGGAUAGGCUGGCUGGGAUGGAGGCGGAGCUUGAAGUUGUCAUAGACGAGCUAGUCAAGGUGAAGGCAGAGAGAGAACGUGGCCGUACAGAGAGGAAGGUCCUCCAGCAGCAGCUGUCUGAUAUGCAUGAUGAACUGGACCAGACCAAGAACACAACACAGGCAGAAAGCACAGAGAAACAGCUCCUUCUGAAGGAUCUGGCCCAGCUGCGGUUGGACUUCCAGGAGCUCAUUCAGGUGCAGGAGGAGCAGGAGGAGGUGCUACACUGGAGGGAGAGGGAGCUGACCGCCCUGAAGGGAGCGCUGAAGGAGGAAGUGGAGAGUCAUGACAAGGAGCUGGGCAUUAUGAAGGAGAUGUACGACAAGGAGGUGCAGAAGCUCCAGGAGGAGGUGGAGGAGGUGAAAGAGAGUAACACAGUGCUGGGCCAGGAGAAGAAGGAGGUGGAGGAGGAGAGAGGGGAGGCCCGGGGCCAGGUGAAGGAGCGGAUCCAGGAGAGAGAGGAGCUUAAGGGACAGGUAGAGGAGCUGGAGAGCAAGGUGGACCAGCUCAACCUGGUCAUCAAGGAGUCCAAAACUCUACAGAGACAGCUGGUGAAAUGCGUAGAGCAACUCAAGGUGAGGUGGAGGUGGAGGUGGAGAGCACCUGGUACGCUAGCGGAGGUGAAGGAGAAGGAAGAGGAGAUCAGCCAGGCAAACAAAGACCAACUAAUAAAAAUGGAGAAUGUACAGAGCGAGUUGACCCAGCUGAACCACCACCACAGGGAGGCGAAGGAGAGGCUGACGGAGGAGAGGAGGAGAACAGAGGAGCUGAGGAGGAUGAAGAGUGAUCUGGAGGAGGAGAGGAGACUGCAGAACAGCACUGUGGAGAAACUGCAGAGGGAGAUGAGUGUUAAGGUGGAGGAGUGUCAGGCGUCCACUGAGCAGCUCCAGCUGCAGGUUGAUGAAGUCAGAAAGAAGAGCCACACAGAGCUGACUGAGCUCCAACAACAGCUGCAGGAAAAGGGACUGGACCUGGAGAAAUCACAACAGAAUACCAGAAAACUGCAGGAAGAGCUACUUACCCUGGAGCAGGGUCUGGAGCGGAGUCGUAGGGAGUGGGAGGAGGUCCAGCAGAGAGGCAGACAACUGGAGAGGAAGGUGGAGGAGCUGGAGGAGAGGAACGCUCAUGCCCAGGAGGACCACGCCCGACAGGUCAAACUCAUUGAGGGUCAGAUGAGCCAACUGGAGCAGGAUCUGCAGGAUGAGAGGAGCAGUACAGAUCUCCUGAUGAACAGAGUGGAUCAAGGAAAACAACAGAUGGAGCUGAUAAGAGGUGAGCUGCUGCAGGAGAGAGCAGUCAAACAGGACCUGGAGUGUGACAAGAUCACUCUGGAGAGACAGAAUAAGGACCUGAAGAGUAGGGUGUCUCAUCUAGAGGGCUCUCAGAGGUCCAAUCAGGAUGUUGUGGUUUCCAGACUGGAGGGAAGGAUCCAGGAGCUGGAGGGGAGGCUGGAGGGAGAGGAGAGAGACAACAUCAACCUGCAACAAGCCAACAGGAAACUAGAGAGAAAAGUGAAGGAGAUGAUGAUUCAAGUGGACGAUGAGCACAUAUCUAUGCAGAACCAGAAUGACCAGCUGAACCAGAGGCUGAAGACCGCGAAGAGACAGAUGGAUGGGGCCGAGGAGGAGAUAGAACGUCUGGAAAACUCUAAGAGGAAGUUACAAAGAGAUCUGGACGAACAGAUAGAGACCAACGAUCAGAUCCUCAGCCAGCUCAACGCCCUGCGUUCAGAGAUGAGGCGUAAGCAACAGAAAUCAGCCCCGCUCCUGAUGAUCGAGAAGGCUGAUGAUACUGUCUGUGAGGAUGACAUCAACUCUGACUGAAAGAUGCACUAACUUACUUACUUAUAGUACUCCGGCGUAUUCCCACGAGGGACACGAGGUCUCAACGAGCUCUUCAUUCCCACGAGGGACACGAGGUCUCAACGAGCUCUUCAUUCCCAUGAGGGACACGAGGUCUCAACGAGCUCUUCAUUCCCACUGGGACACGAGGUCUCAGCGAGCUCUUCAUUCCCACGAGGGACACGUGGUCUCAACGAGCUCUUCAUUCCCACGAGGGACACGAGGUCUCAACGAGCUCUUCAUUCCCACGAGGGACACGAGGUCUCAACGAGCUCUUCAUUCCCACGAGGGACACGAGGUCUCAACGAGCUCUUCAUUCCCACGAGGGACACGAGGUCUCAACGAGCUCUUCAUUCCCACGAGGGACACGAGGUCACAAAGAGCUCCUUCUACUUUUUCUUAUCCUUGGUGACAUGUUGUGAUGCUCUGACAGCCUGGUGAAAAGAAUACAACCAGUCAAGUCAAAAACAGAUUUCCUGAUUCUCACAAAGGGCUGGUAAAAUCACAGUGAGGAAUGAAAAGCGUUACAGAAGUUUCUCAUUAAAACAAUAUUUCCAUGUACAACUCAAGUGUGGGUUUGGGCCUAUCUGUGGAUUUCAUAACCCUUUGCAUUACACUGCCCUCCAGUGGCCAUUGUAGAACUGCAGUUACAGGAGAAAAUGUUUUCACUUUUCACCAUCAUAAAACAGUCCAUAACUAUAUUGUGCUGCAUCACUUUUACUUUCAUAAUGUAAUUAACCUAUGAAUGAAUAAAGGUUUAUUCAUAACU